AUGCUCCACGAAAUCCUCCUCUCCCUCUCGGGACACCCAUCCCCUCUCCUUCGACCCGAUACCGCUCAACCGCAUGCUCUAUCCGGUAUCUCGCCCGCCGAGCGGCAACUCCUCGCCUCAGCCGCCCAUCUAAGCGAAGUCCACAUCAAAGUCAUCAGCUACACGGCCCAGGUAGCAAACUCGCACUCAUCGACCAUCUGCCGAGCCGUUGCGACAGCCAUUGACUCUAUUCACCUAGCUGCAUUUCAACGCAAAGUCCUUGACGUCGAAGAGAGCAUACUGCAAGAUGAUCCGGAGCUGGUGGGAGCGUACAACAUUGUACCUCUAACGGCUGUCAUGAGCGAGUUCAAAGACUGGACUAGGAGGAUGGACUGGCUAUGGGAGAUGGUGCAGUUCAUGCUGGCCAAGGAUAAGAAAGGCGAGGUGUGCCAUGGUGCACAGCUCAUGGACCGUCUACGACUUGAGCUGCAGAGUGGUUAUAGGGACGUUCAAGAGACGGCUUUGAGUCUUGUUGCUGUUGCCGAGACUGCAUGGCUGAAGCAGGUUUCUGCAUGGAUCUUGUACGGCAGACUUCCAAGCUUUGGAACUGAAGACUUUUUUGUACAAAAAGUGGAAGCGUCUGAGGAGGAGUAUAUAUCACGAUCGAGUCUAUUGCCUGCCUUUGUGACACCGGGCACAGCUUCAUCUAUGCUAUUUAUCGGCAAGUCGCUAAACCACAUCAGAGUCAAGAGCAAUAUAGACUCGGGACUACGUGGUCUGGAUCACUUGUCGUCCAAACUACAAGAAUUGUCGAGUCUCACCUUUCCGCUAAAAAGCACCAGUUUCUCAAGAGCCAUCAUUGCCGUGCGGAUAUCCUUGUCCGAGAACACACUCCAGAAACUCCUUCCACUGGCAAAGGUGACAGAAAUGCUGCAAUUGCUUAGGGACUUUUUCCUGCUGGGACGUGGUGAAUUUGCCAUGCAAUUGACCCAUGAGGCGGAUGAAAAAAUUCGCAGUCGAUGGAGGAGAGCGGACAAUUUGGCCUACGAAAAGGGCGAUGGUCUGAAGAACGUGACGGUCAAAGAGGGAGAGGUCGCUGCUGUUCUUGCCAGGACGUGGGCUGUCUUAGCAUCCAUGCAGGGCCAGCACGCUGAGGAAGACGAGCAACUUGAACUUGCUCGAGAUCUCUUGCGACUCAACCUCACAAAGAGCAAGACAACAACACCAUUGGGUUCUGGUUCUGGACUCAGCCGAGAGGCUGCGAACCUAUUAUCUGAAUCACCAUUCCGCAAUCUCCUAUUCUCUGUCCCCUCUCUACUAUCUGUCCAAAUACCAGCGCCGCUGGACAUGGUCCUAUCCCCAUCAGAUAUCCAGAUCUACUCGUGUAUAAACGCUUAUUUGUUAUCAAUGCGAAGAGCGCAUAUUCGACUUACCGAUCUAUGGAAGAUUACAUCCCUGCGACGCCAUCAUCCAACAUCAAGAGGUGACCGGGAGCAGAUCAUUCUUCUUCGAAAGAGAUGGACAGCACGAUCUUCGUCAAUGCGCAGCUCAUGGACAACUGCCAGUGCUGCCAUUUUCUUUCUUGCCGAAACAGAAGCCUACCUUCAGACAGAGAUCGUAGCUGGGCUAUGGGAGGGUUUCCACGGGUGGCUGACAGCCAAUGACCCUGAACACGGACGGUCUAGAGCACCAACACCUACUAAAUUCCCAGAUGAGUCCGGGAAUGUUGAAGGGGAGGGUGAAGAUGACGAUGACAUAUGGCUAAGCGGCGAGAACAAGGCCGCGACUCAAAACGAAACCUCUAAAUCAUCAGACUCAACUCCUCCCCAAGAUCCUCAAACUCUCUCAACAGCACAUCGCCUCUAUCUACGUACCCUCAUCCACCGUCUACUCCUCACUCAGCCGACAUUCACGCAACCUCUCUACAAUCUCCUCAUUCACAUUGAUCAUCUUGUUGCUCACCUACACCGUUUACAUGCUAUCUACACCUCUAUUGAUCUUGAGACAGACGCCGGUGUAGUCGAUGCUUUUGUCGAUCUCGAGUCCGAAGAGCGCGACGUCAAGCGUCGCCUCCACGACAUUGAAUCCCGUGUCCGCUCAGGCAUAGAGGAUGUCGUCGCUGCACUGCGCGCACUCGAGUCUGACCCCAUUUUCACAGCAGAGUGGGAGGGCGACACAGCUCCCCCCACUGCAGCUGAAGAGUACGACGAAGAGGAGGAGCGGCAGGGUAGGGCACGGGACACAGACGAUGCAGAGGAACGUGGUGGCUUCACAGCUGCUAGGGUUGGCGGUAUCAAUCGUCUGCUCAUGAAGCUUGACUUUGGCACCUGGUUCGGCAGAACGGACGGGCAUGGUGUCGAGCAGCAGUAA
Molecule: messenger RNA, 2349 nt
Organism: Fusarium pseudograminearum CS3096
Lineage: Eukaryota; Fungi; Ascomycota; Sordariomycetes; Hypocreales; Nectriaceae
Exons: 2
Coding region: 1-2349 (782 amino acids)
Biological process (GO): spindle assembly; meiotic cell cycle; microtubule nucleation
Cellular component (GO): gamma-tubulin complex; equatorial microtubule organizing center; centrosome
Molecular function (GO): gamma-tubulin binding; microtubule minus-end binding
Source: RefSeq, a predicted model, not a curated record